Penicillium argentinense is the source of this 1155-nucleotide messenger RNA. RefSeq names its product putative sarcosine oxidase. The coding region runs from base 1 to 1155 and encodes 384 amino acids. Gene Ontology annotation, molecular function: flavin adenine dinucleotide binding; sarcosine oxidase activity. The transcript has a single exon. NCBI's taxonomy places the organism in Eukaryota, Fungi, Ascomycota, Eurotiomycetes, Eurotiales, Aspergillaceae. The record is from RefSeq and is a predicted model, not a curated record.
AUGGAACAUUUUGACGUCGCUGUCGUGGGACUGGGUGUCCUCGGAAGCGCCGCUGCGUACCAGGCAGCCCUCAAGGGAGCUAAGGUCCUUGGACUGGAGCAGUUCGAGUUCGGACACGUUCACGGAGCUUCGCAUGACACAUCCCGCAUCGUCCGCAAAUCUAAUUCCGAGCCGGAAUAUGUGAAGCUCGUCAAGGCUGCCUAUAACGACUGGGCUCAGCUGGAGAAACUCUCCAGCCAGAAGCUCCUCACAACCACUGGCGGCCUCUUCUUCGUUCCCAAAGACGCCCCAAUCCCCGUCAGCAAUUAUACACAAGCCCUCAGUGCCAAUGAUGUCCCCCACGAACUUCUUGAUAGCAAGGAGGUGAAGAAGCGGUGGCCGCAAUUUGAUGUGCCCGAAUCGGUGGAUACAGUAUACGACCCGGACACAGGCAUCGUUCACGCGAGCAAGACCGUCGCAACAAUGCAGUGGAUUGCGCGAUCCCGGGGUGCUGUGUUGAAGGAGAGGACCCGCGUCGAGCGCGUUACACCCAAGUCGUCCGGCAAAGGCGUUGCAAUCCACACCUCGCACGGAACCUUCCACGCCAGCAAGGUGAUUCUCACCACCGAUGCCUGGACAAAUAAGCUGCUUGCGCCCUUGGGCGUACACAUUCCGCUGCAGAUCAUGCAGGAGCAGGUCACCUACUUUAAGCCCAGCGACCCGGCUGACUUCGAAUCCCCUCAUUUCCCCACUUGGAUCUGGGGUGGCGCCCCGGGUUCAUGCUACUAUGGUUUCCCUUGCUAUGGCGAGCCGACCAUCAAGGCCGCCCACGACUUCGCCAGCAACAUGAUGGCUCCUGAAGAGCGCACUUAUGUGCCAUCGCCGCGACUACUGGGGGAGUUGUUUGAAUUUCUGCAGAAGCUUAUGCCGGAUAAGGGCCGUGAACCGCUGCGCACGGUCACCUGUCAGUAUACCAUAACGCCCGAUCGGCGAUUUAUUAUCACCCCCCUGGACAAGCAUGAGGACGUAAUUGUGGGUCUGGGUGCUGCCCAUGCGUUCAAGUUUGCUCCGGCUUUUGGACGUGUGCUGGCGGAACUGGCCAUUGAUGGUAAGACGGACGAGGAUAUCUCCAAAUUUGGCUUGCCAACGCCCACUCCGGUUACCAGUAAGAUUUAA